Morone saxatilis (striped sea-bass) is the source of this 604-nucleotide messenger RNA. Its product is annotated as serine/threonine-protein kinase 19-like. Gene Ontology annotation, molecular function: protein serine/threonine kinase activity. The record is from RefSeq and is a predicted model, not a curated record. Gene Ontology annotation, biological process: protein phosphorylation; positive regulation of Ras protein signal transduction. NCBI's taxonomy places the organism in Eukaryota, Metazoa, Chordata, Actinopteri, Moronidae.
GGAGAAAGUGCUGUCGUCUUGCACAGAUCUGAGCUUCAGCAAAGACAAGAUGCUGAGGGAGUUCUUAUUCACAGACGCCGAGAUAACGCAGCUGGUUAAGUCAGGGGUCCUGACUGUGAGGGAUGCAGGCAGCUGGUGGCUUUCAAUUCCCAACUCUGGCAAAUUCACCAAGUACUUUAUACAAGGUCGCAAAGCGGUGCUCGGCAUGGUGAAGAAGUCCAAAUAUAGCGAAGUCUUAAAGGCAGAGCUAGAAGAGCGGCGAACAACCUCUCAUGUGAAAUUCCACAUGAAAUACCACAUACAUGACAUUGUUGGUGCGGAGCUGGUGGAGAGCAUACCUACAACUUCAGGGACAUUGUUACGAUUUAUGGUUUCCUGAACCACAGCAACAAGACUGACUGAUCGGUGCUGUGUCGCAGCCAGGAAGAGACUAAAGAUGUACAAAGUGUUUGUGUAAAGACUGAGUUAUUAAUGUACGAUUUCAGAUUUAGAUUCUGUGCCAAAAUGUAUUAUGAAACCUUGUGGGUUUAUGAAUCGUCAAUUAUGUUGACAUGACCGUGUCAGGUUUGGUUUGUAAUAAAAACUGAUUUACUUUCCCUCAUAA